Paecilomyces variotii is the source of this 1390-nucleotide messenger RNA. RefSeq lists its product as hypothetical. Gene Ontology annotation, biological process: positive regulation of transcription by RNA polymerase II. Gene Ontology annotation, cellular component: nucleus. The transcript has 7 exons. The record is from RefSeq and is a predicted model, not a curated record. Gene Ontology annotation, molecular function: zinc ion binding; transcription cis-regulatory region binding; DNA-binding transcription factor activity, RNA polymerase II-specific. The coding region runs from base 38 to 1360 and encodes 440 amino acids. Lineage: Eukaryota; Fungi; Ascomycota; Eurotiomycetes; Eurotiales; Thermoascaceae.
CUCGGUAAACGGAGUACAUUAUCGUCGAGCGCAUAAUAUGCCUAGACCCAGACAAGAGAACCGCUGUCAAACCUGUCGUCUUCGUAAAGUGAAAUGCGACGGAUCGUUUCCCAUAUGUCGCACUUGUCAAAGGAGUGGGCGAAUCUGCGAAAGAGAGAUUCCGAAUCACUCGUCAAACCAUCGAUCGUCCACGCAAGAUACCACAGAGAAAGGGUAUAACAACUCACAGCGACAGAAUCUGCAAUUACUCGAUCUCCCUACUCCAGAGUACCCACGCAGUUCCCUGAAGAAUCGUCGUGUCUGUUCCAUUUUCCAACAUUACAUCAAAAAUCUGGCGUCGUGGUAUGAUCUAAAUGACAGAUUGCGACGGUUUGAGGACGUUGUCCCUCGACAUGCUCUUGAUGACUCUCUUCUAUUCAGCGCCGUGAUUGCUUUCUCGGCGAUACACCUGAGCAGGCUUAACCAUCAGACAGAAUUCCAAUACAUUGCAGAGUUCUAUCACCUGGAGAGCAUUCGAAGGUUGAUAGCAGUGACAAAUAACGGUGAACGAAUUCAUAAUGGAGCCACUCUAGCAGCUAUGUGUCUGCUUCGCUCAUACGAGAUACUUGCUGAGAACGUUGGUACUCAAAGCCAUCUUCACGGGUCGUCAUCGCUCUUGGCAGGUCAGCAAAUUCAAAUAGGUGCAGAUUUGAUAAGUGCAGGAUUCUGGAAUUAUCUGCGAGAAGACAUCACAGUUGCUCUGAUGGAGAAACGCCCGUUGAAGAUUGAUCUAUCGAACGUCUCGAUGCCGAACCCCAUUGAAGAUAACGACAGAGCGAACGCGAUCAGUCAAUUAUUAGGGAUCGUGAUCAAUCGCUGCCUAGGAAAAGACGCACCGGCUCUUGCUUUGUCUGAAUGGACAUCACUUCAGACAGACUUAGACCGAUGGAAGGCAGAUUUGCCUCGGACAUUCGAGCCUGUCUCACUUUCGAGUCCUCGAAAGAGCAAGUUCCCGGAGCUUGUCAUGUUCCACGGAUGGCACAUUGCCGCUAUGCAAUACUAUUAUACAGCCGAGAGUAUUCUCACUCUCGCUGCACCGACCUCCGCAGGCCAGAACGCGUGGCAGAAGACAGAGCAUAUCAAUAACAUGCGUCGAAAGUUGGCAUCCAAUGCCAUCCAGCUCUGCAGCUUGGCCAUAUCAAAUGAGUCCAAUGCCGCUAGAGUCAACGCCUUUGGUCCCAUUUGUUUCUGCGGGCCCUGGAUCACUGAUGCAGAGCAGCGUAUUGAACUUGUCGGCGCAUUGAGGCUAUGGCAAGAUAUAACCGCUUGGCCUGUCGAUACGAUUAUACACACCCUCUCCACAGCGUGGCAAACAGAAUGACGCUCACGACUGACUUAUGCGGAGCACAUC